Molecule: messenger RNA, 579 nt
Organism: Penicillium verhagenii
Lineage: Eukaryota; Fungi; Ascomycota; Eurotiomycetes; Eurotiales; Aspergillaceae
Product: cysteine hydrolase family protein
Exons: 1
Coding region: 1-579 (192 amino acids)
Source: RefSeq, a predicted model, not a curated record
AUGGGCGCCACCACCUUGCUCCUCCUCGACCUGCAAAAUGGCAUAGUUGAGCAGGUCGGAGCUCCCCAGGCAUACCUCGAACGAUUGGCUACUGCCAUCUCUGCCGCGCGUGGCCACAAACUCAACGUCGUUCACGUUGUUACAGCCUUCCGCAAGGGCUAUCCCGAGAACAACCUGAACAAUUCCUCUGUCCCCGCCGUCGCGGCUCGUGGACUAUUCCAAGAAGGCGAUGACGCUGUUAAAAUCCACCCCGCCGCCACCCCGAUCUCCGAGGAACCAGUUAUUACCAAACGACGCGUCUCAGCUUUCUUUUCUACAGAGCUUGACAUGAUUCUCCGUUGCUCGAACACAGACCACAUUGUCGUCGCGGGACUGAUCACUAGCGGGGCUGUUUUGUCAACCGUUCGACAGGCUGCAGACCUUGACUACCGCGUUACCAUUUUGCGGGAUCUGUGUAUGGAUCGUGAUGAGGAAGUGCACAAUGUUUUGAUGGAUAAGGUGUUCUUCCGGAAGCAAAGUAUUGACACUGUGGAGAAGUGGGUCGCCGGGUUGGAGACGCCUAUCCCGGCCGAUAAAUAG